AGGACACGCCAGUACCCCGGUGUCCAAAACUAUCCAUGGACACAUAGCAGAACACUCGACAACUUCCUAUAUAAAACGUAACAUAACAGAUGCCGACAUUCCUUACAACGUGUUGAUUAAAUCCCCCAUGCCGGAGAACAUGAUCCUAACACGACCAGAAGCGGAUGCAUCGGCCGCGCCUACGGCAGAGUCUCCGGUUGAGGCCGCGGACACCUCCGAUGAACUGACAUCUGUGCUCAUUAUCGUUGGUGUUGUGGCGGUAGUGCUCGUUAUCGUUACGGUCGUCCUUCUGCUUUGUCUGCGCAAAUUGCGACACCGGCGACGAAAACGCACUAGCCUAGCGGCACGCUACGACAACAUAUUUACCACCCUUCGACGACCGUCCCCCGUCGCCAUUGUCGACACCCGCCGACAGCUCAGCGAACCGUCUGCGUAUCAUUCGACGUACAAUACGUUCGAUAUCGUAACGGAGUACCAACAGGAACUCGGGGGAAGUGGACGUUACCUUGAAACCGGAAGGGACAGUCGGACCUCUAGAAAAUCAAGUGACAUUGGAGGCGAGAAACUGACCAAAGUCCAUAGCGUUGACAUGGGAUCGACGUCGAUGGGAAUAAAGAAAAAAGUCCUGAAAAAAUCUAUGUCAAAUCCGGUACUCACUUCUAAGUGCGAAAGUGAGCCAGAGAAAGGCCCAUCAAUCUCAUUCACACUGAAGUACGAUUCCAAAUCCCGCCAGUUGAGAAUGAAACUGCUGUCAAUCGCCGACCUGCCUCAGAAGUGUUACGGCUACGAGGUGUCUGUGGUCGUUUACCUGUUCCCGCGGAACGUGGACGGAAUGCACAGCAGGACGGUGACCGGCGCCAGGGAGGUAACGUUUAACGAGAACUUCCUGAUUGACGACCUGACCGUGGCGGAAGUAGAGAAAUCCACUAUGCGAUUUCUGCUCCAGUACCGCAAGAAAUCGCGCUCAAGCAAGGAGGAUUUCCUUGGCGAGAUGAACAUGAAAUGCUGCGACUAUGACUGGGCAACCAGCGAAACGCUCAACUUCACGGCAAUGCCGCUCGGCUCCAAACAAAGAAAGGGCACCCCGGACAAAUACCUACUGGAGGAGCUGGGCUCUUUAUUCGUGUGUCUUGAGUACAAAGCGGGCGCCACGCGCAUCAAGGUUAUGGUGAGGAAGGCAACAAACCUACCCAAGUCGGACAAACUCAUAGGAGACCCGGGGCAUUAUGUCAUUAUCAAUCUACAAAAGAACGACCAAGUGGUAAAAACGAAAGAAACAAAAACUUCAAAUGGGUACAACCCGAUUUGGAAUCAGCCUUUUUUAUUUGACUUAAGCGAUUCGCCGGAAACAGUUUACAGUUUAGACUUUGUUAUCAUGCGCAAGAAAUUACAUACGAAAGACGCUGUGAUUGGUCACGUAGCUAUUGGAGAAAAUGGCUGCCGGAGUGGGCGAAGUCACUGGAAGGAGAUAAUGUCUCCCCGGCCCCUGGAGACUGCCAAGUGGCAUUCCAUAGCCCCCGUCCUGGGGAAAACUACUGCUCAGUGUUCAUUUGACAGUCCAAGUCCAGAGUGGUGAAACCACUUGUGUGUUUCAUGGACACGUAAAGAGCAAUGAAUGCUGACGUUUCAAAAUGUGCUAAAAAAGCUCUAUCGUCGUACAUAUGGUAUAUUUGUAUUUAUUAUUUUAAGACUUUUGUGUAAAUAUUGAGAUACUUGUACAUUAUUAUACCAGUUAUUUGUUUGGUGUCUCUUAUUAUGAAUUACGAUUGAUUAUUUAUGGCAUACUGAUCAUGUGAUGUAGAGAAGCUUUAGUGUUCAAGCGAGAAUGGAGUAUUUUCCAAAGAAAUAGGUCGGAAAUAUACCUUGGGUAUCGAUACUUACCCGGGGUACUUAGUUGGAUAAGAGAUGUCGUAACCGCAAUCCCGCAAUGUGCUGACAUAUUAUAUUAUUUUUAUAACCAACAUAAUGAUGCCACAUUGUAUUCCAGAACCAACAUAUGUAUAAAUAAGCAUACCUAUUAGUUAUGUUUUCUUCUGUCGCCAACAGACAUACAUCACCCUUCCUUAUCUUUAAGCAAUAGUCGAUGCAAUAUGAGCCGCAUCGCGCGAUUUUGGGCUUUCGUACAUAAAUAUUAUAAAUGAAAUAAUCAUUAAUAAAAUGCCAAAUAUAAUGAUUUUUCUAUGUUAAUCAAUUUCUUCCAAACUUCUUUCUUUUUAAGGUUUGUCAUUGGUGCGUCAUUUUCUCCACAAUUUAUGACCAUUGGUUUACUCAUGUUUCCACAGCAACCAUGGAUUUCAUCCCAACAUAUUUUGCCUGCAUUAAUAGCUGUGUUUAAAACUGCCAAAUGUACUAAAAAUACAAAACUGAUUCAUUAUUUUUAUCUUAAUUUAUGGUCAUUGAAGAUUCUAUGAUAAGAAAAGAAUUUAAAUUAUAAGCUAAAUGUGAUAUUGAUACGUUAAUUUUGAACGUCAUUUGAAUAAUGUGCUUUCGUAACGACGUCAUUUGAAUGACGUCAAAUUUAGUAUUCAAAAUGUGCAAUACAUGGUCUUACUUAUAAGCACGUAUCUUACGCAAUUUAAGUGAUAUCAUCAUGACAUUUUCAGAAUAUCUUCCUGAAAUAUAAUUUCAUUCAAAUACCUUAAAACAUUGUAAUAGCAAAUAUAUGUCCGAAGGCCCAAAAUCGCGCGACGCGGCUCAUAUAACUUUACCCAUUUACUUUCUAAGAGCUUAGCAUAUCAAGAACAAAGACAAAGUCGAGUUCAAAUUACGUAUAAUUAAAGACUGAUUCUUCGUUAUUCUUGGUAUGCUGUGACUGGUUUAUUCCUAUAUGCUCUA
This is a messenger RNA of Mya arenaria, 2835 nucleotides long. RefSeq names its product synaptotagmin-1-like. The transcript is spliced from 5 exons. Gene Ontology annotation, molecular function: phosphatidylserine binding; clathrin binding; SNARE binding. Gene Ontology annotation, cellular component: synapse; axon. The record is from RefSeq and is a predicted model, not a curated record. The coding region runs from base 128 to 1576 and encodes 482 amino acids. Gene Ontology annotation, biological process: regulation of dopamine secretion; regulation of calcium ion-dependent exocytosis; cellular response to calcium ion. Lineage: Eukaryota; Metazoa; Mollusca; Bivalvia; Myida; Myidae.